AUGCAGUCGCUGGUGUUCUUCACUUUAAUCGCCGUCGCGGUUGCACAGAACGCUACGCAACCCCCACGGCCACCGGCACCGCGCCGAGAACAGUUCCGAGUGAUCUAUGAAUGGAACGCUAUCGACUUUCAAUGGGACUCUCCGGAAGACCGCGAGGCUUACCUAAAUACGAGCCGAUACAUACCCCGGAACGUUCUAAUAUCUGGAAUAAAUUUCUACGGGGAAAACCUGUACCUGACACUGCCGAGGAUGCUGGAAGGCGUUCCAGCGACUCUCGCUACAAUACCGGUGCAACAAGUCGACACAGCACCGAAACUUAAACCGUUUCCCAGUUGGAGCGCCAACACUAUUGGUGAUUGUGCUGCAUUGCAAUUUGUGCAAAAUGUCGAAAUCGACCGCAAUGGGAUAAUGUGGAUUUUGGACAACGGACGAAUUGGCACUCUCACACAAAAACCCGAUACAAAGUGUCCUCCUUCGAUAGUUUUGAUAGACCUUAAAACUGGCAAAAACGAAAUGGAGCGAAUACCGUUAACAGCUGACACAGUGAACACAGCAACGUCCUAUUUAAAUGAUCUCGUUGUGGACAAUCGUGAUGGCGAUUACGCAUAUAUUACGGACAACAGUGCUGUCGAUCCAGGUAUCAUAGUUUUUCGUCGUAGUGACAAAAAAUCUUGGAAGAUUCGAGACAGCAAAUCAAUGUUAUCGGUGCCCGAGGCGGCAAUCUUCCGUAUCAAUGGUACCACUAUCAAUCUCCCUGUGAACAUUGACGGCAUCGCUCUCGGACCUCAGUUUUUAACUGAAAAAGGGGAUGUUGAUAGAACCGUUUAUUAUACACCCUUGUCAAGUUUCCAUUUGUACGCUGUAAAUGCAUCGAUUUUGCGAAAUGAAUCACUGUCCUCUAAAGGAGAUGGAGCACUGCGCCCGUACGUUGUCGAUUUGGGAACUAAGCCAUCGCAAACCGAUGGCAUGAAGAUGGAUUCGACAGGUACACUAUUUUUCGGUCUGAUUGGCAACUCAACUAUUGCGGAAUGGAACACUACGCUAGACUUUGGUGUCGGACAACGUACAAUCGCCCGAGACCCGAAUUACAUACAGUGGGUUGACCGUUUCACUUUUGACGAUAGUGGUAACAUAUACGUAGUUGUUAACCGACUGUAUAAUUUCAUAAAAAACCAAGUGUCUCUUGACGAAGUAAACUACAGAAUUUUGAAGUCCCACACGGGAACGAAGAGUUACAUAUACAGUCCAGAUGUCACACCAGUGACACCUACGCCACCCGGAGCUUCGGGCGCGGCUGCAGUUGGAGCUUCAUUGUUAUUAUUGGCCUUCGCUCAUUUGCUCGCCUAG
This is a messenger RNA of Parnassius mnemosyne (clouded apollo), 1347 nucleotides long. Lineage: Eukaryota; Metazoa; Arthropoda; Insecta; Lepidoptera; Papilionidae. The record is from the annotation of a GenBank genome assembly.